AUGUCAUUCAGUUCUGAGAAUAAGGCUAGGAAAUAUAUAAAGAUUGUGCUUAUUAUUGGAGGGGUUCUGCUAGUUGGUACAGCAAUCGGGGGUGUCGCUAUUUUAUACAGAUCCAAAGAAACACUAGAAAAAAAGAAUGUAGCAAAUUCAAAAAUGCUUAACACAAGCAAUGAGAAAUCUGAAGAUAAAGCUAUAAAAUCCAUAAAUAACCAGAAGCAAUCGAAAAAUAGCCAUAAUAACUCUAGUAAUGCGCAUGCUCCACAACAGACCCUGGAUUCUAUACCUGCAGAUUCUUUAAAAGAAGCUUCUGCCCAGGAGGAUAGGAAGCUAAAAGUAGUGGAUACAGAAAAAAUACCGAAGAACCAUUAUGAAAUUUCAAAAGAUCAUUUAAAAAAAGCAGUCAUGAACUCAGCAAACCUUUUCACUCCCACAGAUGCUUUGCCAGAAGAAAAUCCAUUAACUGUAAAUACUACUGUGCCUGCUGCCAUACCAAAUGAUUUAUAUACACCACAGGAUGGUGUUUAUCCUGUUAUAGGAGGUGAGGAUACAGCAGAUAAAGCGACGCAAAUUGAAAAGAAUAAGGAGGAUGAAAAAAUCUUAAAGCAAAUAGAUGAAGCGGCCAAAACUCUGGAGUCUUCUCAGCAGAAUUCUAAAACAGACUAA
Nematocida parisii ERTm1 is the source of this 663-nucleotide messenger RNA. RefSeq lists its product as uncharacterized. Bases 1 to 663 code for a protein of 220 amino acids. The transcript has a single exon. The record is from RefSeq and is a predicted model, not a curated record. NCBI's taxonomy places the organism in Eukaryota, Fungi, Microsporidia.